AUGAAGAUUGCUGCCCCGCGCUGGCCCCCGCUGCUGCUGGCGCUGGCGGGGCCGGCGGCGGCCGGGGACCCCGCGGUGGCCCGCAAUGACCGGGCGGUGGCCGCGCUGCUGGGGCUCCUGCUGUGCCUGGCGCUGGGGCUGGCGCUGGCCUGGCACCACCUGUGCCGCCUCUCGGCCGGCCGCUACCACCCCCGGCCCCUGGGCCGCCGGGCGCUGGAGCUGCUGCGGGGACAGUGGCACCGGCUGCGCUCGCCGGGGGACCCCGCCGCGGCCCUCGGGGACGGCGACACGGAGGUGGCCGUGCGGGACGAGGAGGAAGAGCUGAUGCCCUGGAGCCUGGAGCGGCGGCCGCAGCAGGAUGAGGGGGAGGAGGAUGAGCAGGAGGAGGAUGAGGAGGAAGAGGAGCAGGCCGAGGCAGCGCCAGAGGGCGGGGAGAGCCCCCUGAGUGAGGGGGAGGUGGCGGGGGGCAGCGCCGAGGCCCUGCUCAGUGACCUGCACGCCUUCUCGGGGACAGCGGCCUGGGGGGACGCGCGGCCACACGUCACCGCCUUGUGACAUCACCGUCCUGAUGUCACCACCCUUUGAUUCACCUCCCUGUAGUGUCACCUCCCUGUACUGUCAAUGCCCUGUACUGUGUCACCUCCCUGUACUGUCACCUCCCUGCACUUUCAUUACCGUGUACUGUCGCCUCCCUGUACUGUCACCUCCCUGCAGUGUCACCUCCCUGCCAGCCAAGGGACCCCUUCUCUGUCCCCUGCCCGCCCCCAGCCGAGGC
Messenger RNA from Lonchura striata (white-rumped munia), 775 nucleotides. NCBI's taxonomy places the organism in Eukaryota, Metazoa, Chordata, Aves, Passeriformes, Estrildidae. The record is from RefSeq and is a predicted model, not a curated record.